Phaedon cochleariae (mustard beetle) is the source of this 1384-nucleotide messenger RNA. The record is from the annotation of a GenBank genome assembly. NCBI's taxonomy places the organism in Eukaryota, Metazoa, Arthropoda, Insecta, Coleoptera, Chrysomelidae.
AGAUAAUCCAAAGGUGAAGAACAUUUUACGAAUACCACGAGUUUCGAGAAUGUAAUAAUCAGUCCAUAUGAAACACCAGAAACAGAUAAAUCAUUUUCCGAUAACACGACAAUAAUGGGUAUUAUGUAUAUUAUGCAAAUUCUCACCAAAAUAAUCUCUGUGCAAACUGUGUCAACUGACUGGCAGGCUGAAUCUGAACAGUGAAAUGAAAUUGCUGAAUCGCAUCACCAGUGAAGAAAGUACCGAGUGCCGUUAAUUACAUUUCGGGGAAUCCCAAAAUAAGUUUAGAAAAUGAAGCGAGUGGUGGCCUUCGGGAACCCAUUAUUGGACACUACAGUAUUUAUUAAUGAUAGCUAUUUGUUGAAUAAAUAUAAUCUUCAAGAUGAUGGUCAAAAAGAAAUCGGCUUAGAAGAAAUGGAAAGACUUUCCUCAGAUAUAAAAAGUUACAAGGAGUACUAUACAGCAGGCGGUUGUUCUCAGAAUGCCUUGAGAGUAUUGCAAUGGUUAUUGCAAAAACAAUGUGAAGCUACUAUUUUUGGAUCAGUUGGCCAUGACCAGGAAGCAAAUAUUUUGAAAAAAUUGAUAGAAGAUGAUGGAGUGACAACCCGAUACAUUCUACAAGAAAACUUGCCAACGGGAAAAACAAUAGCUUUAGUUAAAGAGUUAAAUAGAUCCCUUGUAGCCUAUCUGGGUGCUGCAGAAAAUCUUCCACUUGAGAGUCUUCUAGCAGAAACAGAGUUUCAUGAUUAUUUAAAAAAUGCAGAUUUUAUAUACAUGGAAGGCUUUUUUCUAACAAAUCGAGUAAAUGCCGCCCAGUAUAUUCUCAAUCUCUGCAACCAAAUCAACAAAAUAUUUAUAUUCAACAUUUCUGGUGAAUAUUUGUUGAACAUCUUACCAGAUACAGUGAAAUAUUUUGUUGAAAAUUCAGAUGUUGUCUUUGGUAAUAAAAGGGAGUAUGAGGCUUUGAGAAAUCAAAUGGGCAUGAGAAGUUUAGAGGAACUAGCUGAUUAUAUCAUCAAGAAUGGGAAAAACAGAAUGAAGGAAUAUGGCAAAAUUGUAAUCAUUACUGAUGGGGCUAAUAUGGGAAAAUGUUUUUAUGGUGGAGACAGAAUUCACAAUUUUGUUGUACCUUUACUGAAUACAGAAGAUAUCAAGGAUACAACUGGUGCAGGAGAUGCAUUCACAGGAGGUUUCAUUGCCGGACUGUGUAGUGAAAAGAGUAUAGAAGAAUGUGCUAAAAUUGGGUGUUAUGCAGCUCAUGAAAUAAUUAAACAGACAGGAUGUUCAAUACCAAGAUUUAUCCCAAAUAUUCUUGAAUGAAAUUUCAUUAGGAAUAUCCAUUACUCCACAUAAGAAUAAAGGAUUUUAUAUUGUUUUUUCUGUA